Messenger RNA from Saccostrea cuccullata (small rock oyster), 1882 nucleotides. RefSeq lists its product as uncharacterized. NCBI's taxonomy places the organism in Eukaryota, Metazoa, Mollusca, Bivalvia, Ostreida, Ostreidae. The coding region runs from base 160 to 1416 and encodes 418 amino acids. The record is from RefSeq and is a predicted model, not a curated record. Gene Ontology annotation, biological process: regulation of transcription by RNA polymerase II; cell differentiation. The transcript is spliced from 4 exons. Gene Ontology annotation, cellular component: nucleus. Gene Ontology annotation, molecular function: DNA-binding transcription factor activity, RNA polymerase II-specific; sequence-specific DNA binding.
UAUUCGUUGUCUAUAGUAGGUUGUGUAUAGCAUUAUAAGUGUGACUCAGGACAUAUAAAUAAGGCGGCAAUGCUUGAAGGUUUAUUCACUUAGUAUGUUUUAGUAGAUGUAACACUUACUUCAGAAAAGAAAUAAGUUCUCUGCACACCUUUACGCAAAAUGUUGUCCUGCGAUACACCAGAAAGUCUUUUUGACGAUUUCCCAGGUUUUGACCAAGAGGACCUAAUCACGAAUGUUUUCUGCCACGAUCAAUCCGUGCCAGAUCUGGAGAACAUUGUCCCAACACUCGAUGUAAACCAGGUUCCAAACUUCUAUCAGGAUUGGGAUACCAAAGAAAAAGUUAAGCAGCAGCAACCUCAGACUCACUUUCUACCUCCUUCGUAUGAAGAGCAUAUUCAAACGACGGAGAACCACCACAGUUUAGAGAGUCUUCUAACAGAACCCGUAAAACCCGCUCCUGUAUACAGACGUCUCAGUGAAAUUCUGGAGUGUAUAAACGAGGAUAAGGACUACUGUAUCAUAACAACAGAAGAUCGUGCAUCUCCAAUAACAUCCCCUACACCCCCACCUCCAAGGGUGACAAACGUGAAACAAGAGAAAUCGCAAGAAUCAAAACAGUUUGAGGAAACCCUGAAAAGGAUUGCAUCCUUAUUAUCAUGCGGUGGACAAAUCAAACUUUGGCAAUUUCUUCUGGAACUUCUGUCAGAGGAAGAAAACAAGGACUGCAUUCGGUGGGAGGGGACAAACGGAGAGUUCCGAAUGGUUGACCCUGAUGCAGUGGCACGUAAAUGGGGACAGAGAAAAAACAAGCCCUCCAUGAACUACGAUAAUAUGAGCCGUGCUCUGAGGUUUUACUACGACAAGUUCAUUCUGAACAAAGUGUCCGGAAAAAGACAUACGUACAAGUUCAACUUCAACGCUAUAAUUAACUCUAUGCAAUCCUCCACAUCUUCCAGUCAGUUCAAUUCGUCUCUAAUGGGACUUAUCAAUAACCUCACACCCAAUGUGACUUGUCCCUAUCAAUACCCAGGAUCCUUUCCAUCACGUCAUCCCUACAGAGUGACCCAAACCCGCCAGUACACCACGUCACCGCCAAACUACACAGUGCCAUGUACAAAAGAGGAAUACCCAUCCAGUUGUCGCUUUGCUUCAAACAAACAUUACCCUUCUAGUCAGAUUAACGAGAACAUGUACUCCAGCUGCCAGUUCGAUCAGAGACUCUAUUGUGAUAACACUUUCUCCCAGAAACAACCAAAACAACAGGUGCCCUUCCAGCCUUCCUGUCGUGUCCAGAACUCUGGAUACUCAGGAUCAUUCGAGGACAAUUGUGUGAAAACCAGACGAGAUUACUAUAGGUAUUCACCGUACCAAAGGCCCUCUCACAGCUCAGCGUGUGUGCCUAUGAUGGGCUACUAAAAUAUCAAACAGACUUGCAAUUGUCAAUAGUGCUGCUCUAAAGACGAUUUUGAUUUGCUCAAAUUCCAAUGUGACUUAAGAAAUAAACCUUAAAUCCAUUCCAUAUCUUACUGUGCCUAUGUAUUUGAGAGUACAGUUUAUUGAGUGUCUUUUGUACGCAUUUUGUAGUAAUUUAUACUUUUUGAUUAUUUUGUCUCGGUGCUGGCGCUGGGAAUUCAUGAUCGAAUUUUACCAUGGUGCUGUGCAUUGACUUGAUGUUUUACUUUUAUGUGAAAUCCGUUUACAAUAAUUCCAUUUGCUUUCUGUGCUAAGUUCCCGCCUCGGAUUUGUAUUAUGUAUUUUAUGCUUAGUGAUUUCAUCAUUGCUUUGAAGAAUUUAUUUUUCUAUUAUGUGUUUUUAACUUGUUGCUCAUUACAAUGAUUUGUAAAUGAUGUCAAUGAAAAUUAAUAAAUGCUGAACCAUUAAA